AAUUAAGGGUGGAGUGACAUCUGCUUCCGGGGCAAGUGACAUGUUUUAUAUGAAAGAGUUCAAGGUCAUGGCUUGACAUUUUGGAACAACACCCGUCCGACUCAGCCGAGGGCACAGUAUUUCUCUGUAGUCUUUCUUCUCCAAUCCAGCACAGGUGAAUCUUCGGGCGUAACCAUGGCUACUGGUACACGAAAGCCCGUUGCCCUGGUAACGGGAGGUGGGAGCGGCAUCGGACGUGCCACGGCGGUCAGGUUUGCUGAGCUCGGGUACAGCUGUGUGGUGGCUGAUAUCGACGAGCAGAGCGUCAAGGAGACACUGGGCAUGCUCCAAACUCCGGGCAUCGCCGUGCAGGUGGACGUUACCAUGGCGACAAGCGUGGAAGCCAUGGUAACCGCGGCGGUUCAGCGCUUCGGACGGAUCGACUGCGCUUUUAACGGUGCUGGAAUCGAGGGAACCCCUGCCAGAAUCGCGGAUCACCAAGAAGAGGAGUAUGAUCGCGUCAUGGGCGUGAACGCCAAGGGCGUGUGGCUAUGUCUGAAGUACGAGAUCGCCCAGAUGCUGCAGCAGGAGCCCGUCGUGAGCGACCCGGCUAGAUGGGCCGACAAGCCGGACGUGUGCCGCUUCCGCGGGCAGCGGGGCAGCAUCGUCAACGACAGCAGCCGCUCGGGCCUGGGUCCCAUGCCUUACAGCUCUGCCUACUGCGCGUCCAAGUGGGCUAUCCUGGGGAUCACCGAGACAGCCGCAGCGGAGUACGCCAAGGACGGGAUACGUGUGAACGCCGUCUGUCCAGCACUCACGGCAACCUCCAUGCUGAGCCGGCUGAAGGAAAAGUUGCCUGCAGACUUCAUGGAGAAGCUGGACGCCAUGAGUCCUGUCGGUCGCGUCGCAGCGCCCCAAGAGGUAGCGGAGGCCGUGUGCUGGCUGUGCAGCGACGCCUGUCCGUUCACUACGGGAGAGCACCUGAAGAUCGCAGGAGGAAUUUGAAGCUGUCACGUACUGUACCGUGACCAGUCAUCAUCUCAGAAUCUCAGACACAACACUGGUGGCAGCUGUGGGACGGUCUACUAUAGGCACCAUGGUUUUUACCGGCCUUGUUCUUGUAAUCCAAGCCCAAGACGCUGUCCAACUUCAGAGCAGCGGUGCACCUAAUCUCCAAGCAGAUCCUACGGUUGCCAAUGAGUACUCUCGAUCUAUAGGCCGGCCACACUCCUUUGCCAGCUUGUGAUACUUCAUUAUUAAAUACUACCGUAAGUCCUGCUUAGAGCUUAACGAUAUUUCCUGUCGGAA
This is a messenger RNA of Branchiostoma floridae (Florida lancelet), 1287 nucleotides long. Its product is annotated as 2,5-dichloro-2,5-cyclohexadiene-1,4-diol dehydrogenase-like. NCBI's taxonomy places the organism in Eukaryota, Metazoa, Chordata, Leptocardii, Amphioxiformes, Branchiostomatidae. The coding region runs from base 175 to 984 and encodes 269 amino acids. The record is from RefSeq and is a predicted model, not a curated record. Gene Ontology annotation, molecular function: oxidoreductase activity. The transcript is spliced from 2 exons.